AUGGACAAAUACGAGAAACUGGAGAAGGUAGGGGAAGGUACGUACGGCAAGGUUUACAAGGCCAAAGACAAGGCUACCGGCCAAUUGGUUGCCCUUAAGAAGACCCGUCUUGAGAUGGACGAGGAGGGCAUUCCUCCCACCGCUCUCCGUGAGGUCUCCCUCCUCCAGAUGCUCUCCCAGUCCCUCUAUGUUGUCCGUCUCCUUUGUGUCGAACACGUCGACACAAACAAGAACGGCGGCACCAAGGCCAACCUCUACUUGGUCUUCGAGUACCUUGACACCGAUCUCAAGAAGUUCAUCGAUUCCCAUCGCAAGGGUCCCAACCCCAGGCCCCUCCCUCCCUCCCUCAUUCAGUCCUUUCUCUUCCAGCUUUGCAAAGGCGUUGCCCACUGCCACAGCCACGGUGUCCUCCACCGCGAUCUGAAGCCCCAGAACCUUCUUCUGGACAAGGGCAAGGGCAUCCUUAAAAUUGCAGAUCUGGGCCUUGGCCGUGCUUUCACUGUUCCUCUCAAGAGCUACACUCAUGAGAUUGUCACGCUCUGGUACAGGGCUCCGGAGGUUCUUCUUGGUGCUACUCACUAUUCCACCGCCGUCGACAUGUGGUCCGUCGGAUGCAUCUUCGCUGAAAUGGUUAGAAGGCAAGCGUUGUUUCCCGGGGAUUCCGAAUUCCAGCAAUUGCUUCACAUUUUCAGGUUGCUGGGCACCCCAACCGAGAAGCAGUGGCCUGGGGUUUCGUCUCUAAGGGAUUGGCAUGUCUAUCCACAGUGGGAGCCACAGAGCUUGGCACGUGCUGUUCCUUCACUUUCUGCUGAUGGAGUUGAUCUUCUAUCCAAGAUGCUUAAGUAUGAUCCAGCAGAAAGAAUAUCAGCGAAAGCAGUAAUGGAUCAUCCUUAUUUUGACAGUCUUGACAAGUCCCAAUUCUAAAUUUGCUUUGCAUGUUAUAGAAUCAUAAGGAACUUACUCUUGUGUUGAAUGAUAUGUUGCUAUUCACUAGGUGCUCACUUCCCUGAGCUCAAAGCACCUACUUUGAAGAAAGUUUCAAAACGUGUGGGGUAAUUAGUUGUCAUCAUUUAGGUGAUCCAAACAACUUUAACAAGCGAAUUUUGUUUGGCAAGUGUGUUCAUGUACCUUCUAGCUUUACUUAAGUUUCUUAUGAUUGAGUGACAUCAACUUGUUAAAUUUGCAACUCUUGUUGAUAUCUGAUUUAAUGCGAUUUAAAUCAAUUUAUUAAGCAUCUUUAGGUAACUUUAAAUGCCUUCAAGGUAAUGGAUUGAUUUUAGCAGUAGUUAGCUUAUUAUAGCUUGUUGCCAUGGAAUGCUUAGUUCUUGAAUGAGUUGGUAAAAGUUCUGGCUAGACGCGGUGCUGAAGGUCUGUCUUGCGUUUACGAUUUAGUAUUAACCUGACUUCCAUGAUAGCUGUCUGAAUCUGAUGCAGCUGCCCAUGGGGAACUAAUAGUGGAGCUUAGGAUACCAGGUGGGUAGAUUAGCGGAUCUGAAACUUGAUUUCUGUGGUCAGAUAACAUAUGCCUGAAGUAGCAUGUUCUGUUUUGUUUGUUAAUGAAUUUGUGAUCAAGCUUAGGUUAAGUUAAUGUGAACUUAUUUGUAUUUUAUUUGGUGCAUCUUAAAAUCGAGAGAAACCCUGGCGUACGAUUCAAAUAUAUGAAAUACUAUAUUAUAAAGUGUUAAUGUCUUGGUAGUGGAUUUCAUAUGUCCUUGUUCUUAAUGUCUUGGUUGUACAUUGCUGUGAUAGUUUGAUACUUUGAUUUGGAUAUAGCUACAACUAUGAAAAUAAU
Molecule: messenger RNA, 1792 nt
Organism: Durio zibethinus
Lineage: Eukaryota; Viridiplantae; Streptophyta; Magnoliopsida; Malvales; Malvaceae
Product: cell division control protein 2 homolog C
Biological process (GO): signal transduction; regulation of gene expression; G1/S transition of mitotic cell cycle
Cellular component (GO): nucleus; cytoplasm; cyclin-dependent protein kinase holoenzyme complex
Molecular function (GO): cyclin-dependent protein serine/threonine kinase activity; ATP binding; cyclin binding
Source: RefSeq, a predicted model, not a curated record